GGCGCGUUAAUGGCGGUUGGAGGCCGCUGCUGUCAGCAGCCUCUGGUCUGUGGCUGGUGCAUGGAGCUGGCGGCCGGUGUCCUGUUGCUCUUACAGAUGAGCGGCCGUUUUAUUAGCGGCUAACUAAUUUCAUUGGAGGCACAGAACUGUCAUUGAGGACUGGGUUGCUUUGAGAGAAUUCUGCAAGCUACUGCCCUAAUGAAUAGAUGGCCCUAACUGAACAAAGAAUAGGACCUGUGUCAUGCACAUCAGCUGUAAUGGUGCCAUCCACAUCCUUCUCCAGAUGUCGGUUCACUUGUGAGAAGACCUGUGCUAGGAGGUAAUGAUGCCUUCCUCCUGAAUGAAGCCUCCCCAUCUGGCUUUUUUUCCACUGCUUAUCAAAUGAGCGCAGCUGAGGAACUGAGUGCAUACCUGAGAGUUUGGACUUCGUUAAAUGAUCUGUUUCCAUAUUACCCUUUGGAGCAUGGAGCUCAGCAUACUCACAGAUAUGUCAGAGAUUGUCAGCCUAUAAUUUUUGGAAAUGUAACACACGAAACCUGGGCUGCUGAUAAAUCCACAGACCUUCCUAUAGCUAAAACUACUGUAUUUGUUUCAAACUUUCCCACUGAAGAAGGAAAGCUUAAAGCUGUCACUGGCCACUUCACUUUUGUGAAUAAUCCAUUGAGAACUGUCUCAGUUUUGGAACCACUAAAGCCAGGUGGAUGCAGUCAGUCUUACAGAGCAACAGUACAAGAAACUAUAAAAUCCAAGAAGUGUUUGGUGGCUCAAAAUGGUGGAUUUUUUGACAUGAACACAGGAAGUUGCUUGGGUACAGUUGUGAGUGAUGGAAAACUGGUGCAAGAUGGAAAGGGAAUUCAAAAUGCACAAUUUGGGAUUAAGAAGGAUGGCACAUUAGUAUUUGGAUAUCUGUCAGAAGAGGAUGUCAUGGAUAAAGAAAACCCCUUCGUUCAACUAGUGAGUGGAGUAAUAUGGCUCCUGCGCAAUGGCACUAUUUAUGUUAAUGAGAGCCAAUCAGCUGAGUGUUCAAAGAUACAAGAAACAGGGUCUUUUGAAAGAUUCGUUAAUGUGGUGUCUGCACGAACUGCUAUAGGACAUGAUAAAUAUGGGAGGCUUGUUUUAUUACAUAUUGAUGGACAGACUGACCUCAGAGGGCUGAGUCUCUGGGAAGUUGCUGGAUUUUUGAAGGACCAUGGAAUUAUUAAUGCCAUUAAUUUGGAUGGAGGGGGGUCAGCUACUCUGACACUCAAUGGAUCUCUUGCAAGCUAUCCAUCAGAUCAUUGUUCAUCUGAUCCCAUGUGGCGCUGUCCUCGGGCUGUUUCUACAGUCGUGUGCAUUCACGAGCCUGAAUGUGUACCUGCAGAUUGCAGUGGCCAUGGGGAUUGCUUGCUCGGAGAUUGUUACUGCACAGGUUUUUGGUCUGGCCCAGCUUGUAACUUGCUUAACUGUGGACCUUCAAAUUGUACUCUACAUGGAAUCUGCUCUGAGGGUGGUUGCCUUUGUGAUGCUGGAUGGAUGGGAACUAAUUGUAGUGAUGUAUGCCCUAAUGGUUUCUACGGCGAUGGUUGUAGCCAAAAAUGUCACUGCAUAAAUGAUGGGAAUUGUGAUCAUAUACAUGGCACUUGCAGCUGUCUGCCUGGUUAUCGUGGAGACUUCUGUGAACAAGAGUGUCCCAUGGGAUGGUAUGGAUGGAGGUGUCAAAAGGCAUGUAACUGUACAAAUAUGUGCCCUUGCCAUCCAGUGACUGGAAGUUGUAACAUCACUCAUGACUCCAGAUUUAAUGACACGUUAAAAAGAGUGCAUCAGUGCCCACACAUCAAGAACCAACAUGGCUUUGAAGAGGAUUCACUUUUCUUUAAAGAGAAAACUUGGCUAAUUAUAACAGUCACCCUUCUCGUCUUUUUACUACUGAGCACAGCAGGAAAUCUUUUUCAAUUUUGCCAAAAAUCUGCUUGCUUUGGAUUCCGUAAUGAGUACUCCUAUCAACGACUGAAAGAAUCUAAUGGACAACUAACUUGUGUGGACAUCCCUGAAAUUAUCCCGUUGAAACAGGCUGAUGCAUUAAUUGAGGAAGACAGGAGCUCAGAAUCUAUGAAUUUUUAACAACUUUUGGAGUUCCAUGCAAAUGUUGUCUUUAUUGCUGCCUUGCUUUGCUUCUAGCAAAGCAGCUGAUUUUUGUUUUGAACUUGGAAGAACCUAGAUGGAUCUCCUGCAAACUGUACCUACUGCCAGUAGUCACCUAGACAUCGCCCUCAGGAAUUGCAACACUGUGAAGGAAACAUGCUAUAUAUAUGUGUGUGACUAAGUUUUAGUAACAUCCAGAUAUACUGGAAUUCAUAUGCAGAGUUCCAAAUCAUAAAACAAUAUUUGAAGAUGUAAUGUUUUCUAUAAUACAUUUUUUUACACACCUUUUCAUCCCCAUCCUAAUUCCCCAUUUUUUCAGUGUGACUGGCACAAAUAUAAAACUAGGGUUGUAUCCAUGGAAUUUUGAAUAUUAUGGGGUGAUUCGAAGUUUUCAAGACAAUAAGGUGGAACUGAUCAGGUUAAUGGAUAGAAACUAUUUCUGCUGCUUGGGGCCUCUAGAAUUAGGGGGCAUGGCCUAAAAAUUAAGAGCCAGAUCUUUCAAGGUGAUGUUACAAAACACUUCCACAUGUAGUGUGAUAAAAUUUUGGAACUCUCUUCAACAAAUGACAGUUGAUGCUGCAUCAGUUAAUUUUAAAUCUGAGAUUGAUAUAUUUUGUUAACAAAAGAUAUAACAGAAGGGAUAUGGAGAAAUUGUGGGUAUAUGAUGUUAGGUCACAGAUCAAGCCAUGAUCUCAAUGAAUGAUGGAACAGGCUCAAUGAGCUAAAUGGCCUACUCAUGUUCCUAUGUUCUUAGUAAAGGGCAGAUAUUCAAAAAGUGAUAUGGUGCUUUGCUGCCUUUUGAUUCCAGGACUGGAAUUCUGAUAUGAGGGUCAGAAUUAAAUGUAUGUUUUGGUUCUUGCUCAAGCUCCUCAUCAGUUGAUUUCUAGUGCAAUUCUUGCAAAGCUGCUGAUUGGGGUAAUUUCCACAGCAGCAUUUGUUCUUCACAGAGCACCUAAAUUCCCAAAUGAGUAUAUUUACUGUAUACAUGUUACAGAUGCUUUAAAUUUUGAACUCAUUUUACAGAUCCACAAAGGUUCUGAAAAUAUAAUCUGAAACAUGAUUAUUUCAGUUUUGUCUCUCUACAACCAGGGGAACACGAAGGACAUUUUGAUUAAGGGUUAAAGGAAUUUUACAAUGAAAUUUGAUGCACUCUGAACAUUUUUUUGAACCUUUUCUAUAAACCUUUUGCCACAUUGUGUUAAAUUUGCAGCACUUUUCUGACACUUGAUGCAAGUUGUUGAACUGAUACAAGCAUAUUUAACAUGAACAAAUUAGGGCAAAACAGUCCAUUAAGAUAUUUGAUUUUGAAGCAUGUUCCCAAUCCAACAAUAAUAAUUGAGUUUUUAAACAAAAGCUUGGCAUCCUGAUUAAGGCUGCUGCUUCAUUAUUUUUCAUAAUGAUAAUGUCCUCUUUAAGCCUUGUCUUUCCAGCAUGGUUUCUUAAUUUAAAGAGUAACCAAUGUAUGCAUCAUAGUGGAUUACAUGUAUUCAGCAAUGGACUUAAUAAUUACAACUGUGAAUCAUGUAUUUUUCAUGAUGUUUAAUUCCCAAACUUGAAUUAGUACAAGAAUGCAAAAGUUUAAGGAAUAUCACCAUAGGCUGAGGUUCUAUAAGCCUUUAUCCUCCAGUUUCCCUUUAAAAUAUAUAAUAAUUAAAGCAUGUCACUUUUUAAAAAUCCUGCUUUUGAAAUAUACUUAUUGGUAGUGUUUUGAUAUUUUUCCCCAACAGUUUGAGGCAUCUUAACUGAUAAACUGGUGCCUAUCCAAGAGCUUCUCGUUAGCAUGUCACUGAAUGGGAGUAAAUAAAGUGCAGUAAUUGUGUACUUCCUAUGGAUGUUUUCACUGUGCUUUGCAAAUUCAGUUCGAGUAAGUUAUUUGCACUAAAUACUCUUGGGCUACGCAAUAGAAAAGGGUGCAAUAAAAUCAAUAUUUGCCAAUGUAUCAUCUGUUUUUACAAAUGGAUAUAAUUAAAGCUUAGAGCUUUAAAUAAGUUUUAUCUGCUGAUUAUGUAUUCCCUAACAUAUGCACCAUUCUUUGCUGCAGAAAUGGAUAUCUGGUUUCUGAGGUUCUCAGUUCUGCUCUAAAGUGAUCAUAUUGAAGUACAUGAGAGCUAACUGAGGUGAUGUGCUUGUCAUUUUGCAAGGAAUCACAUGAUCAAUUCUUUUAUUGCUUAUGAUAGUGUUGUAAAAUUGACAAAAUUGUGAGCAUAACAUCUGAUAAUACCACUUAGUAGCUAAUGGGAAUUAUGAGUGCCAAAUACUUAAUUCCAUUUUACCUUUCUCCAAAUGCCAAUGAUCCUCAUCUUGGAAAUUUUGCUCUGAGAUUAAACCAAAAUCAGGGAGCCAUUUUGGUUGCACUUAUUUUUUUCUUCACUGAGAAUGUACAAAUUCUGUGCUUAUAUUUGAAAAUCUAGUGUCAAAUGUACAAUGCAUAUUGAUUGGAAAGAAGUUGCUCUCAUACCUGAUUAUGAAGGGAAAUAUUCUGAUCAUAUCAAAUGAAUUUCAUAUUGCACUUUAAGUAUGGUUCUUAACUGGGAUUUAUCAAAAUAUCAGUUUUAUUUUUAAAAUGCAUAGAUUUACAUCUUUCAAACUGGAAUGUAGUCUCUGAAAUGUUAAUAAAACUCUUGCACUAAA
Carcharodon carcharias (great white shark) is the source of this 4752-nucleotide messenger RNA. RefSeq names its product N-acetylglucosamine-1-phosphodiester alpha-N-acetylglucosaminidase (gene nagpa). The transcript has 13 exons. The coding region runs from base 382 to 2100 and encodes 572 amino acids. Lineage: Eukaryota; Metazoa; Chordata; Chondrichthyes; Lamniformes; Lamnidae. The record is from RefSeq and is a predicted model, not a curated record.